AUGCAUUUGAAGCAGAUUUUCGUACUGUUCGCUCUGGGCCUGGCGAUGGCCCAGGCAGUUCCAACGUCGAAGAUCGACGGGAUCCUAGAAGAGGAGAUACUGAAGUUGGCAAAAGAGGCGAAAGACCAGGAGAGAUCCAAGAAGUCGGUGCUCUUCUUGAAUCAGCCUGCAGCGGCCGUUGCGGGUCAGACUCUAAUCCAGGUGCCUGGACAACCAGCUCAGUUCCUUAAUAUCCAAUCGGUGCCACAGACUGUCGAAACUCUGAGCAUACAGUCCAACGGUCAGCCAGCUCAACUUUUCAAUAUUCAAUCGGUGCCACAGACUGUCGAAACACUAAAUAUACAGUCUAACGGUCAGCUAGCUCAACUUCUCAACAUCCAAUCGGUGCCACAGACCAUUGAAACUCUGAAUAUUCAACAACCAGUCCAAACUCUCAGCAUCCAAGCUAACGGACAACCAGCUCAGUUCCUGAAUAUUCAGUCUGUGCCGCAAACUGUUGAAACCUUGAGCAUCCAAUCCAAUGGCCAGCCAGCUCAACUUCUCAAUAUCCAAUCCAGCCCGCAAACUGUGGAAACUCUGAGUAUCCAACAACCUGUUCAAACUCUCAGCAUCCAGUCUAAUGGUCAAUCAGCUCUCAACAUUGCUCCGCAGACUGUCGAAACUUUGAGCAUCCAAUCAAAUGGCCAACCAGCUCAACUUCUCAAUAUCCAGUCUGGUCCACAGACUGUCGAGACUCUUAGCAUCCAGCAACCUGUUCAAACUCUCAGUAUCCAGUCUAAUGGUCAAUCAGCUCUCAACAUUGCUCCGCAGACUGUCGAAACUUUGAGCAUCCAAUCAAAUGGCCAACCAGCUCAACUUCUCAAUAUCCAGUCUGGUCCACAGACUGUCGAAACCUUGAGUAUUCAAUCCAAUGGUCAACCAGCUCAACUUCUCAAUAUCCAAUCUGGCCCACAGACUGUCGAGACCUUUAGCAUCCAGCAACCUAUUCAAACGUUGAGCAUCCAGUCAAACGGUCAACCAGCUCUCAAUAUCCAGUCUGCUCCGCAGACUGUCGAAACAUUGAGCAUCCAAUCCAAUGGUCAGCCAGCUCAACUUCUCAACAUCCAAUCUGUCAAUCCGCAGACUGUCGAAACUCUGAGUAUCCAGCAACCGCUUCAAACCCUCAGCAUCCAUGCUAACGGCCAGCCAGCUCAGCUGCUCAAUAUUCAAUCGAGACCUCAAACUGUCGAGACACUCAGCAUCCAACCGGGAGGACAGAUUCAAACUUUGAACUUCGCCGAUGGUCAACCAAGCGCUACGGUGAUCACUCAACCGGGUUCGUCGGUCAUGGAGAUCAUCCAACCGGCUCAAGCUCUGCCAGCGCAGACGAACGUGAACAUUGUCCAACCAUCGGUCUCUGUCAAGGAAUCUAUGACGGUGCCUGGUGGCGCAGUCGUCGAGACCAUCACCCAGGAAAUUGUCAACCCGAUAACGGAGGAAGUGGUUGUACCAGGUUACAGAGAGCAGGUGGUCGUUUCGCCGUCGAAGUCUUUUUUUGUGAUGGACCAGGAGACGCUGAACUCCUAUGUGAACGUCCCUCAAAUACAACUGUACAACCCGCGAGUUCUCGCCGCGGUAAGGCCAAGCAACGUGGUCGUGGAGGAGCCACUGCGCGUCGUAAAGGAAAGCGUGGUCGACACGGUGGUGCCAAGCAGAAUGCUGGGUGGUCGAAUGCUGGAGUCAAUGAUCUCGCGCGUGGUUUAA
Messenger RNA from Heterotrigona itama, 1743 nucleotides. The record is from the annotation of a GenBank genome assembly. Lineage: Eukaryota; Metazoa; Arthropoda; Insecta; Hymenoptera; Apidae.